CUCUCUUUUGCCUAAUAAACAAUGGGCCGUGGCAUAUGUUCGGACACAUUUGAACCAGAGAAACCAAUCCAUCCAUCCGUCCACCACCCACCACCGCCUUCACAAGUGGAAUUCUAGUGAAGUGGACGCGAAGCAACGAAUUCGAAGCUCCCUCCAAAAGAUCUUUGUUACACAUCUUAACCAAUAUCACUCCUAGCUACCUGUAACCACCUUGUCUCUAUCUCCCUCUCUCUCAAAUCCACAUUAAAAGGACCUUCUUGUUGUUCCCACCUUUGCCUCACUCCGCAUUUCUCAAUCUCUCUCUCUCUCUCUCUCUCUCUCUCUCAUUUCUUUCCAAAUCAAAUUAUAAAACAUGGGUAGUGCUGAAACGGGAGUAGUCGUUAUCAACAGGGCAGAGAUCGAUACUCGAGCUCCUUUCCGGUCAGUUAGAGAGGCUGUUACGUUGUUCGGCGAGAAAGUUUUGGCUGGCGAGCUCUAUGCUAAUAAGCUCAAAGAGAUGCACGAUGGAGCAAUGGAAAAUGGGCAGGGUUCUUCCAAGCUUGGAACAGUUACAGCAGAGCUAGAAGAGACAAAACAGAGCCUUCAAAAAGCUAAAGAAGAAAGUAUGAUGAUGGCAGAUUGUGUUUCUUCUCUUAAAGAAGAGCUUAAAAGAACAAAGCGAGAGCUCCAACAAUUAAAAGUCCGUGAAUCUGAAAUGGAGUCUGAAAUUGAAGAUGUGAAGGUUGUUGAAGAUUCAACAAAAUUUGAAGUGAAAAUGCGAUCUAGACAAGAAGAAGAAGAAGAAAGGAUUGAAUUUCAAAAGAAGAGAUAUGUGACUUUUGCAAAUCCUCCCUCCAUAGCUCAAGUCAUGAUUCCACAAGGCCCCGAAGCACUUGAGAGACACCCUUCUCUUAGAAAGAAGAAGAAGAAGAAGCCAUUGAUCCCUCUAAUUGGUGGGAUUUUCUCCAAGAAAAAAUCAAGUCAAAAACUCACUUCCCCAUGAAAAUUCCCACAUCUUUCAAGUUCCAACAUUAAUAAUCUAUGAAUAUGACCUCUAGCUCCCAAAAUUUUCUUAUUUCUUUUUGCCAGUUUCUUGCGUGAUUCUACCUAUAUUGGGCCUGGAAUAUUGAGAUGUUGUAACUGGGUAUGGUUGCGCCAUGAGAAACUAUGUAACAACUAAUAAGAUGUCUUCAAAAAUAAUUUUGGUUCCUCAUUCAACUAU
Molecule: messenger RNA, 1201 nt
Organism: Hevea brasiliensis (rubber tree)
Lineage: Eukaryota; Viridiplantae; Streptophyta; Magnoliopsida; Malpighiales; Euphorbiaceae
Product: WEB family protein At1g75720
Exons: 2
Coding region: 353-982 (209 amino acids)
Source: RefSeq, a predicted model, not a curated record